GACGGCAUGGACGGAAUACCACCGACGAAGUUCCAGGCGAUUUAUGUCGCUGGUGAUGUGGAAGCAUACACAUCUACGCUGCGGGACGCUUUCAUGAAAUGCAGCGACUUUGCCAGAUGCAAGCAAGAUCUGUAUCGCUCAGUGGAGUCGUCCCCGGACGUCCACAAGGCCACCGCGACAUUGGUUGCGACGUUGCUGAGUGUAUGGACCGACUCGACGACACCGCUCGCGUACUUGGUUUUGAUGACACUGAGCGAUCUUGAACGUGAUGGAGUGCUGCCAGACGACUGGCACUCGUCCGUCCUGCCGGGCGAUCUGCGAGGUCAAGUUGCAGAGGUGGUCGAGGUCGCGUUGACGACUCACAGCGCUGUGAGCCCCAAGGUGGUCGUCAAGACGCUGUCGCUGUUUCGAAUGGACCAUGUUGGCACAGAGAUAGUCAGGUCGUACACCAAGAAGCUCCUGGCGGACAGCGCGUUCGUGUCGGUGCUCAAGUGCAUCGAGCACUUUACAUGGAUUGAAUGGCCGCAUUUGGACAUGCUUGAGACGUUUGUGGCGUCCAAGAGCUGGCCGAUGGCAGAACAGCUUUUGAAAAUCAUCCAACCGGCGCUGGACGCCGGCGCAUAUCGCGACUUGACCAAGGCCCUCGUGGCACUCUCGAUACACCACCAAGAGCUCAAGCGGGCACAUCGAUAUCUCCACCAGUACAACUUGCAAGAUGAAUAUCCCCAUCUUGAGAGUGUCUAUCGCCUCGAAGCCUUGAAUAAGCUCUGUGCCCAGCAAAAGUGGGCGAUUGCCGCGAAUUUUGUCGGCAACAACUCUGUGCUUCAAAUGGACUUGUACCACAAAAUGGUGGCGGCUGGGCAAAUUGGCCUCGCCAACGACCUGCGAGACAGGUUUGACCUGUCCGAGCUGGGUCCACGGUUGGAUAGCAAUGUGGCGGUUGAAGGCACGUCGUACUUGAGCCUGGAUGGAUUUGAGAUCGUGUGGGUCGACUCGGGCACGGCAGUCCACAACAUGGAGACGUACUGGAACGAUGUUCUUGCGCAGGAGCAGAUUUGCUGGAUUGGACUCGAUGUCGAAUGGAAAGCAGUGUUUGAAAAGGAUGAGAUGGCGGUUGCAAGUAUUUUGCAAGUCGCCGUCGGGUCUAGAGUAUUUAUUGUGGACUUGAUUCGUUUGGAGACAUCGGACGCAUGCUUUGUGAGCUUGCAGCGGCUCUUGACCCUACCGUCGUUUGUGAAGAUCGGAUUUGGGUUCCACUCAGAUCUGAAAGUGCUCCACCAGUCCUUUCCCGACAAGUGCCAGCCCUUCCAAACCGUGAUGGGUCUGUUUGAAAUUGAGACGAUCUUGCGCAAGGUUUGCCCGACGUACACUGGAAAGAGCUUGUCCGAUGCCACCAUGUUCUUGCAAGGGCGGCCCCUGGACAAGCGUCAGCAAUUGUCAAAUUGGGAAGCCCGACCACUUCAUUCUUCUCAACUCCAAUACGCGGCACUGGACGCAGCAUGCUUGAUUCCAAUGGCAAAGCAACUCUUGGAGUUGGACCCCUCGUUGCUGCCACAUCAUUUGUCGUCGACGUCGCUGGGUCACAUCCACGGCGACGUUGUUAUCACCAAGGCGCAGCAAUAUCGACAACUUCGUGUACAACGCAUCACAUCGACGCCCACGUUGUCGGGGAACUUCGUGAUGGAGUUUCUUCAAGCACACCCGAGUGGAUCGCAGGUCGAAAUUCUACCGGCAAACGACAAAACCCGUCAGGCACGCGACGUCAUCGUAGCCAACAGCUUGUGCUUAAUGGUGAAUUCCAAGCCGCAUGUGGCGAUUCUGUGCCAUGGAACACGGUUGGACCUCGUACAGCUGGCUAAACUCGCGGGGGUGACCAGGCGAAAAGUUCGAUUUGCCACCCCCCAGGAAUGCCUUCAGGUGUUUGGGUACGCACCGGGGACCGUGCCUCCCAUCGCUCACAAGGCGCCGGACAUAUGCGUUUGGCUUGACAAGGAUGUUCCGCCGUCCAUACCGUUAUUGUUUGGGGGAGGGCCGCAUUGUAUUUUGAAGUGUACUCUGUCGACGCUCUUACUGCUGGUGCCCCAUGCCAACGUGGCAGCGUUGAGCGUCACGCCAGACGUUAGCUCGUCAGGUGCAGUGCUCGAGCCCAAAUUUCUUGCCGAUUCCAUGCUUGGCCGCGUGGCAAAGUGGUUGCGCAUGACGGGCGUCGACAUUUUGCAUUGGGACAUUGUGGCCAAUCCGAAUAAAAAGGACAUGUUGGCGCUGGCUUCGUCCGAGAGCCGCAUCAUCUUGACCCGGGACCGGAAACUAGCCCAGCAUCGGGAAGCAUUUGCUUGUUAUGUCGUCGCCAGUGACAACGUCGAGAUGCAAUUCCAAGAGAUCAAGAAUUACUUUGGCAUUGAGUACCAUGAAGCUGAGUUCAUGUCACGAUGCGCCAAAUGCAAUCAAAAGGGCUUCCACAUCGUCGAGACGGCUCAGGUUGUCGGACGCGACGACGUUCCGCAAAAAGUCCUCGAUACUGUCGACGAAUUUUACGAGUGCAAGACGUGCCGUCAGCUGUAUUGGGUUGGCCCAAAAUACAGCACCGCCCACGCAAAAAUGAAACAGAUAUUUCAAUAAAGACUUUUCGUCAUCCUUCCAA
Molecule: messenger RNA, 2641 nt
Organism: Aphanomyces invadans
Lineage: Eukaryota; Oomycota; Saprolegniomycetes; Saprolegniales; Verrucalvaceae
Exons: 18
Coding region: 7-2619 (870 amino acids)
Biological process (GO): nucleobase-containing compound metabolic process
Molecular function (GO): 3'-5' exonuclease activity; aminoacyl-tRNA deacylase activity; nucleic acid binding
Source: RefSeq, a predicted model, not a curated record